UGUUCUAUGACAUAAAAAAUACAUUAAUGAGAGCUAACUUAAUCUUUGAUAUUUUAUGAAUAAGUCAUUUUUGCAACACCCUGGUUGCAUUUCAGUGGAAGGAUAAUAUACGUAGAAGUUUUGAUGGAUGCUUUCGGCCAGUAACCUUAAACUUGAGAGAUUUGAAACAUCACUUCAAAGAUAUUAAGGGAUUUGCCAGCAGAAAUUUACGUCAGUGUGUGAUACACAAGUUCCAUCCACCAGCGAAGAACAUGGGUUCUUCUGCCAGCAAAUUUUUGAGGCGUAAAAAGAAAGAAGAGAGUAAACCAAACACAGAAAAAAGUAGCAACGGAGAAGAGAAUAACGACUCGUCAAACGCCGAGGAUUUGACUGGAAAUGAAUUUGAAUCUACAGCAGAAAACGAGAAAGAAGAAGAAGUUGAAAACAAUCACAAAGAUACAAGUAAUAAAAGCCGGAAAUUCUCACAAGAAGAAGUGGAGAAAAACAACGAGUGUGAAGAAGAUGAAAUUAAAGAAGAUACAACGAAAAAUGAAGAUUUGAAAGAUGAAAAAGAACAAGAGACCAUAGAUGAUGAAAAAGACUUUGGUGAAGAACAUAAAGACCUUGGCGAAGAAUAUAAAGAAGAAAAGGAUAUUGAGAAAAAUGAAGAUUUAGAUGAAGAUGGUCAACCUGAUGAGGAAUAUACGACUUGGGAUGGCAAAACAAUCAAAACAAAAUAUUCAGGAAAAGAACUUAAAGCUUUAAGAGGAAAUAUGCUCAUCGAGUAUCCAGAAAAUAUUCAAAUUGUUCGCAUUUUUACAAGCUCGACAUUUACAGAUACCUCAGUUGAGCGCAAUACUUUAAUGGAGUCUGUGUAUCCUAAAUUAAAAGUAUUUUGUCAAAAGAAAGGUUAUGAGUUUCAAGUUGUUGAUAUGAGAUGGGGAGUUCGCGAUGAGGCUACAGAUGAUCACAUGACUACUGAAUUAUGUAUGAAAGAGCUUUACGCAUGUCAGAAAAUAUCUACUGGUCCAAAUUUUAUCACGUUUCUUGGUCAAAAAUAUGGUUAUCGACCAUAUCCUGCCAAAAUUGAGCAAAUUGAGUUUGAGCAAUUAUUGAGCGCUGUCGAGAAGAGAACAGAAAAAGAAACGUUGGAAAGGUGGUUUAAACUUGACACAAACGCAACACCACACGAAUAUAUUUUACAACCUGUGACAUCUUUGUUACCCAAUUAUCGAAAUAAAGAAAAUGAAAAAUUGAGAAGAGAAGCAUCCUCUGAAUGGUGGUCUAAUUUUGAAACCAUGCAAAUUGCGUUGAGAAAAGCUGCCAUUAAAACACUCAACGACAAUCAGCGAAUGAAAUAUAUCAUAUCAGUGACAGAGGAUGAGAUCAGACGAGGAAUUAUAAAUACGACCUCUCCUGGGGAACAUUGCUAUUGGUUCAAAAGGGUUAUUGGUGAUAUCAACAUUGAAGACAAAAAAUCUGGUUUCUUUGUUGACAAGAUCUAUGGAAAGGAUGAACUUGAUAUUGAAGCACAGCAAAAUUUAAACAAUCUGAGAGAAGUUGACUUACCCAAUGUUUUGCCUGAAGGAAACAUUAGUGCUUACAACAUUAAAUGGAGUAAAAGUGGAAUAAAUCCAUCACAAGAUACGUCACAUGACAAUUACAUAAAUAAUCUCUGUGAUGAUUUCUAUUCUGUUUUGACUGCGAUGAUUCAAUGUGCAAUUGACAAAAAGAAAAGCAAAGAGAGUCGAAAGGAAGAUAUAUUUGACGAAGUAUUUCAACAUGCUCGAUUUUGCCAGAAGAAAUGUGAAUCUUUCUAUGGUAGAGAUGUUUUCUUGCAAGAUAUUGAAAAUGAAGUCAGAAAUGGUUCAAAGAUUUUAAUUUUUCAUGGAGAAUCUGGUUGUGGUAAAACAUCUGUUAUGGCUAAACUGGCGUCUUCAAUAAAGCAAUGGAUUGGCGAUCCUAAAGCAAUAUUGGUUUUAAGAUUUAUCGGAACUACAACAAAUUCCUUUGCAAUCAGAAACUUGUUGAAAAGCAUUUGUUUGCAACUUGUUAAAGCCACAGGUCGUGAGCAUGUAGAAAUGCCAGAGGAUUUGAAAUCAUUAAAGGAUCACUUGAAUACGCGGUUAGAAGAAUCUUCUGAAAAUCAUCCUGUGAUACUUAUCUUGGAUUCUUUGGAUCAGUUAUCUGUGGACGAUGGUGGUGUUGAACUUGAAUGGUUGCCAAAGACUUUACCCAGUAAUGUAUAUAUGAUUCUGUCCACAUUACCUGGUGAAAAAUAUGUUUGUUUACCAAAACUACUGAUGCAUUUUCCAAAAACAUCGUUUAAAAAAAUUCCUGCGUUAAGUAAAAUGGAAGCAAGCGGUAUUUUGGACAAAUGGUUUCAUGUUGUGAAACGUUCAUUGACUCAUGAACAACAUCAAAAUGUCUUAGAGAAAUUCAGCAAGUGUUCUCUCCCCUUGUUUUUAAAGUUAGCGUUUGAUGAAGCAUGUCGAUGGAAAUCUUACACUUCAUUUGACGACUUGCAACUUUCGUCUUCCAUUCGAGAAAUAAUUCAUUCACUAUUUGAUCGACUCGAGCGUAUUCACGGCAAAAUAUUGGUUAGUCAUGCAUUAGCUUAUAUCACUGCAAGUAAAAAUGGUCUGACAGCAUCAGAGUUAGAAGAUCUUUUAUCUCUUGAUGAUGAAGUCUUAAAUGAUGUUUAUCAAUACUGGACUCCACCAGUACGACGUCUACCGCCUCUUUUGUGGCUCCGAGUGCGUUCCGAUCUUGGAGAUUAUCUUGUCGAAAGAGGAUCGGACGGGGCUCGUGUAGGUUUCUGGUAUCAUCGUCAAUUUAUCGAAGUCUCUUGUGAACGAUAUCUUCAAGAAGAUAAACUUAAAUUUCACUUCAAUAUGGCGGAGUAUUUCGAAGGCAAGUGGUCAGAUGGUAAGAAAAAACCUUUCAUAAAUAAACAAGGUGAACACUUAGAAAUGGAUCGUUUGGUUGCCCAGCAACCUAUUAUGUAUGAUACAAGUGAAGAUUCGAUCGUGUUUAAUAGCCGGAAGCUUGUUGAGUUACCGUUUCAUCUUAUCAAAAGUGGUCAGUUAAAUAAAUUAAAGGAACUCACUUUAUGUAAUUACGAAUUUUUGCUAGCAAAACUUCGUGCAAUGUCUAGCAGUUUAUUAAUGGACGAUUUUAGAAUGGCAGUUGGUGAUUUUCCUGAUGAUGAAGAACUUCAAAUGCUCUUUGAAACUAUAAGCUUGAGUAUAAAUGCUUUGAAGAUCGAUCCACGACAGCUUUCCUCUCAGCUUAUCGGUCGAAUUUUUAAAGUUCAAGAAAAUAUUUAUCCUUUCAUAGCGAAACUACUUCAACAACUCAAUUGGUCACCUGUCUCAUAUUUUGUUCCUAACAUGAAGUGUCUGACAUCAUCAGGUGGACCGUUACUUCAUGCAAUAUCCGAACAUGACGGGUCAAUGGUAGACUCAUUAUGUCUUGCGCAUGACAACUCAACUGUGAUAACAACAGUUCGUGGAGGUGAAGGUCUGGAAGUUCGUAUUUUUGAUGUUCGUGCUGGAUUAUUAAGAGAAGUUAAUACUUACAGAUCCUUUCCAGAUAUAUAUCAGGUUUGGCAUUCAAUCCUCAGUCGUAGAGAUCAGCAGAAAUUGGUGAUGAUUGGAGGACGCAAUGUACUUGUGUUUGAUCUUAUUAAAGGAGAAAUUAUUCAUCAGAUUCAAGCUUUAAGUGAAGAUGUUCUAUUUAAUCAAACUGGCUACGACAUUCCACCCGUGGCUCUUGGUAAAGAUGAUCAAUAUUUGGUAGCUCUAACUGACAAAGAAAUCAAAAUAUGGAAUAUUGAUACUGCGAAAUUGGAACACGCAAUUCCUGUAGAAAAAGUCGAUACAAAUGCAAAAAUGGGAACUUUGGAUGCAAAAAAGAUCUUCUUGCAUUCUGUAAAAGGAUCUGUUGAUGUUACAGUUCUUAGCAUUACAACUGGAAAGUUUGUGCAAAGCAUAACAUCUUGCAUUAAAAAGAGUCCUGGUGUGGAAAUAAAGAAUAUAAAGUUAACCAACGAAGGAAAAUUGAUUGUUUUAUCAAGUAAUUGCACUGAAUUAAAUAUCUUUGAUGCAAUCACUGGCAAACUUGUGAAAAACGUCACAGGUUUUUCCGCAAAUACUACCAUCAAAGAACUACUUGUUACCAAAGACGGAAAGAAAUUAGUUUGUCAAGAUAAAUACGACCUAGCCAUAUGGAAUAUGGAAACGUGGAAAUGUCGUAAAGUUCUUAAUGAUAUUGCCAAUGUUCAUUCACCAAACGUCAAAACAAACAAUGCAAGAAUAGUCGUUCAUUUCAAUAUAACUGACAACAUCCUUCGUGUUUACGAUGUUUCAAAAGAUAAAGGAAAAGAAACAAAUGUUGAUUCUUCGUCUGUCAAUCAGUGGGUUGUCAACCAGAUUAAUGCUCUUUACAAAAGUGAAGAUGAUCGCCAUUUCAUUACGGUGGGAACAGCUAACUCAGCGUCACAUUUGAAUAUCUGGGAUGUACACCAAGGGAAAAAAGUUCGCGUUUACAAGAAUCUCUCAUUCUAUCCUAGUGUGUUGAAAAUGGUCAGUUCUGCUGUUGGAGUUGCAUAUAUUUACAACCAAACGAUGAAUCAUUAUGCUGUUCUAGAUUUUGUAGCAGGCAAAGUGUUAAGACAACUUGAAGGCAAAGCUUGCAAGAGAAUGUAUAUGAUGGAAAUUCUUGAUGAAAACCGAAUGAUUUCUUUCACUCGAGGUCGUCGCCAUCUUAGAGUAUGGAACAUUCAUACUGGAAGGAUCAUCCGACAAAUUGCUAUUGGUCAAAAACGUCGCUUGGAAGCGUUUCUUUUAAGUGGCGAUAAGAAUGUUAUGGUCAUAGCUCAAGCUGGUUCUUACUCAGGUGAAAUUGAAGAAAAAACCGUACCGUUGAUUGUAUUUAACUUAAAACAAGAAAAACAAUACGAGAUUUGUGAGAAAGAUAUACAACUGAAGAUUGAAAGCAUUGGUUCGUUAAGUAAUUCAAGUAUUUCUCACUUUGGAAGUUAUAUGAUCACUGUAAAUAAUUACACUUCAACGGUCCUUUGGGAUGUAAAAGCUGGGAAACGUUUGCAUUCUUUGUCAAGUGAUGAGUUGACAGGUGCAGUAUACUCAAGUGUUAUUUUAGAAAAUAAAAAGAUUGCAUUAACUUCGUUUACUGGUGCAAAGAAUGGAGUUUAUAUAUGGGACAUACCGAGUGGAAAUCCUAUCAAAGAAAUUGUCACUGUUGUUGCAGUAACUGACAUUAAACCUAGUAGAGAUGGAAGAUUGGUGUUUUGGAGGGAUAUGCAGGGUCCCAAUUUUUUUGUUCACGACUUGGAAAGUGGACGAAAUAUCGCAAGUUUUACUGCAGAUUUACCGAUUGCACCACAAACGUUUAAUGUCAUAAAUGAUUAUGUUGUCAUUGGUUCAACUGGUUCAGUUGAUCCUGUAAUAUUUCAUUUGCGUGAAAACAAUAAAUCUUCAGCUGAAAAUACUGACAAGUCAAUAUUUGAAGCAAAGGAAGAUUUUGAUGAUGUCACUGAAUUCUUUUAUUUUGACUCGACCCAAUUCCCAUCAGAUCCACGUGACAUUGAUAAUGACCAUGAUGACGACGAAGGACAGACAUGCUAAGGAGAGACCAAUUUGUUCAAAUAUAUUAUUAGAAGCAAUGAUAGAAUUUUGAAAUAAUGUUUAAAUUGAAAAUUUUUUAUGUAAAAUGUAGUUACUUCAACUUCCCUACUAACUGAAAAUAGAUACUGAUGUUUAAAGUGGGCGUUUCGAUUUCCAAGGAAACAAGGAAACAAAAGAAAAUAAGAAAUUCUCUGUAAAGAAUCCCACACGAUAUAAAUAAAUGUUUACGACGCAAUUGA
Xenia sp. Carnegie-2017 is the source of this 5866-nucleotide messenger RNA. Its product is annotated as NACHT domain- and WD repeat-containing protein 1-like. Lineage: Eukaryota; Metazoa; Cnidaria; Anthozoa; Malacalcyonacea; Xeniidae. Gene Ontology annotation, molecular function: protein binding. The record is from RefSeq and is a predicted model, not a curated record.